This is a messenger RNA of Triticum turgidum subsp. durum (durum wheat), 1953 nucleotides long. NCBI's taxonomy places the organism in Eukaryota, Viridiplantae, Streptophyta, Magnoliopsida, Poales, Poaceae. The record is from the annotation of a GenBank genome assembly.
AUGUCUUACUCAUUUUUGCUCUUGUUUGCAGGGUUCCACCAAUGCAGGUGGGGAUACCAUAACCUUUCGGUGGUCGAGGAUGUCGUGGAGAACUACUGGAGCGCGCAGAUCCCCCUCGACGUGAUCUGGACCGACGACGACCAUAUGGACGCCAGGAAGGACUUCACGCUCAGCCCCGUGAACUACCCGCGCCCCAAGCUGCUGGCGUUCCUCGACAAGAUCCACGCGCGCGGCAUGAAGUACAUUGUCCUCAUCGACCCCGGCAUCAACGUGAACGACACCUACGGCGUGUACCAGCGCGGCAUGGACCGCGACAUCUUCAUCAAGCUCGACGGGCAGCCAUACCUCGCCCAGGUCUGGCCCGGCCCCGUCUACUUCCCGGACUUCAUCAACCCCAACGGCGCGUCGUGGUGGAUAGACGAGGUGCGGCGGUUCCACGAGCUCGUCCCGGUGGACGGGCUCUGGAUCGACAUGAACGAGGCCUCCAACUUCUGCACCGGCAAGUGCACCAUCCCGACCACGCACCGGUGCCCCGACCCGACGUCCAAGGAGCCCUGGCUGUGCUGCCUCGACUGCAAGAACCUCACCAACACCAGGUGGGACGAGCCGCCGUACAAGAUCAACGCCUCCGGGAAGUCGGCGCGCCUCGGCUACAACACCAUCGCCACCAGCGCCGUGCACUACAAUGGCGUCCUGGAGUACAACGCGCACAGCCUGUACGGCUUCUCGCAGGCCAUCGCCACGCACAGGGGGCUGCAGAGCAUCCAGGGCAAGAGGCCCUUCAUCCUCACCCGCUCCACCUUCGUCGGCUCCGGCGCCUACGCCGCGCACUGGACCGGCGACAACAAGGGCACCUGGGAGGACCUCCGCUACUCCAUCUCCACCAUGCUCAACUUCGGCAUCUUCGGCAUGCCCAUGGUCGGCGCCGACAUCUGCGGCUUCUACCCGGCCAGCCCGCCGCCGCUCGAGGAGCUCUGCAGCCGAUGGAUCGAGCUCGGCGCCUUCUACCCCUUCUCCAGGGACCACGCCAACUUCGCCUCCCCGAGGCAGGAGCUGUACCAGUGGCAGUCCGUGGCGAGGUCGGCCCGGAACGCGCUCGGCAUGCGCUACAGGAUGCUCCCCUACCUCUACACGCUCAACUACCAGGCGCACCUCACCGGCGCUCCCGUCGCGCGCCCGCUCUUCUUCUCCUUCCCGGACUUCACGCCGUGCUACGGGGUGAGCAGCCAGUUCCUCCUCGGCGCCGGCGUCAUGGUGUCCCCCGUCCUCGAGCAGGGCGCCACCUCCGUGGACGCCGUGUUCCCGCCGGGCACGUGGUACAACCUGUUCGACACCAGCAAGGCGGUGGUCUCCACGGGCUCCGGCGCCGCCGUUUUCAGGCUCCCCGCGCCGCUGAACGAGGUGAACGUGCACGUGCACCAGGGCACGAUCCUCCCGCUGCAGCGCGGCGGCACCAUCUCCCGUGACGCGCGCGCGACGCCGUUCACGCUGGUGGUCGCGUUCCCGCUGGGCGCGGCGGACGCGGACGCGGAGGGCGCCGUGUACGUGGACGACGACGAGCGGCCGGCCAUGGUGCUGGCGGAGGGGCAGGCGACCUACGCGCGGUUCCACGCGGCCGUGCGCGGCGGCAGGGAGGUGACGGUGCGGUCGGACGUGGCCAUGGGGAGCUACAGCAUGAGCAAGGGGCUCGUCAUCGAGAAGAUCACCGUGCUGGGGCUGCACGGCGCCGGCAAGGACCUCGCCAUCCAGGUCGACGGCGCGGACGACGCCACCGCCGUCGCCACGUCGAGCCCCUACUUCCCGGCCGCGGACGCCGCGCAGGCGCUGCGCCAAGGAGAAGAAGAGGACGGCGUGGAGGGUGGGAGGAGGGGCGUGACGAUGGAGGUGGGCGGGCUGGCCUUGCCGCUCGGGAAGAGCUUCACCAUGACGUGGAGCAUGCACAUCGAAGCAUAG